Messenger RNA from Mastomys coucha (southern multimammate mouse), 1057 nucleotides. RefSeq names its product RAP1B, member of RAS oncogene family (gene Rap1b). Bases 202 to 756 code for a protein of 184 amino acids. Gene Ontology annotation, cellular component: plasma membrane. The transcript is spliced from 8 exons. Lineage: Eukaryota; Metazoa; Chordata; Mammalia; Rodentia; Muridae. Gene Ontology annotation, molecular function: GTP binding; GDP binding; GTPase activity. The record is from RefSeq and is a predicted model, not a curated record. Gene Ontology annotation, biological process: negative regulation of synaptic vesicle exocytosis; cellular response to cAMP; Rap protein signal transduction.
CGAGGCCGAACGCCUGACGUCAAGGCGACACCGCCAAACCUCGCCCAGAGUCAGGCGUGGAAAGCAGCCGGAGCGGCGGCGGCGGCGACGGCGGCGGCAGAGACCGCCGUGGCGCCGGGAGCAGCGACCCGAAGGGAACGCGGGGCGACGGCGGCGACUCGGUGACAGCGCGAGAGGUACUACGUGUAACAGGUGUACAUCAUGCGUGAAUAUAAGCUAGUCGUUCUCGGCUCAGGAGGUGUUGGGAAGUCGGCUCUGACUGUACAGUUUGUUCAAGGAAUUUUUGUUGAAAAAUAUGAUCCUACGAUAGAAGAUUCUUAUAGAAAGCAAGUUGAAGUAGAUGCACAGCAGUGUAUGCUUGAAAUCUUGGAUACUGCAGGAACGGAACAGUUCACAGCCAUGCGAGAUCUGUACAUGAAGAACGGACAAGGCUUUGCUCUGGUUUACUCCAUCACAGCACAGUCCACAUUUAAUGACUUACAAGAUCUAAGAGAACAGAUCCUUCGGGUUAAAGACACUGAUGAUGUUCCAAUGAUUUUGGUUGGUAAUAAAUGCGACUUGGAAGAUGAAAGAGUUGUAGGAAAGGAACAAGGUCAAAACCUAGCAAGACAGUGGAACAACUGUGCGUUCUUAGAAUCCUCUGCAAAGUCCAAAAUAAAUGUUAAUGAGAUCUUUUAUGACCUAGUGCGGCAAAUUAACAGAAAAACUCCAGUGCCUGGGAAGGCCCGCAAAAAGUCAUCGUGUCAGCUGCUUUAAUGUACUGAACGCAUUGUAGCUCUGAGCCAGGUCUGAAGAACUGUUGCCCAAUUCAACAGUGCCAGCAUUCCAACUUUAACCCUAUCAACAUCUUAAUGGACUUUCCUGUGGUGGCACCCUGUACGAGGCGGAUGAAAGCUACUCUGUCAGUUUGCACAUUCUAAUCACUUUCCAGUAUCACCAGAGAUUUUUACUUAUAUAAUAGUUCUAGAGUAUGCAGCUGGUAAAACCAGAGGCUACAUCCAGUAUUACUGCUAAGAGACAUUCUUCAUCCACCAAUGUUGUACAUGUAUGAAAAUGG